AUGCCCUACGAAACCGAUAUUCCUCUGACCACCGUUCGCUCGAAUGCCUCUACCGGCGCCCGCAAGCAAGGCGAUGGCUUAAACUCAUCGCACGACCUUGAGAGUUCGCCCUCAUCGAAGGAUGACGAGAAGAACGAUUAUUUCAGGAGCGGGAUGAAGGGCAGGCGCCCCGGCCAGAGACCGACGAGGGCGGUUACUGAUGGCGAGGAAACUUCAGUGAACAGCAUGGGCAGAUUCUACAAGAAAAUCAUUGAAUUCUCCAUCGUCACUCGCUACUUCGUGUACGUGCUCCCGGUGGCACUCGUGCUUGCGGCACCCAUUAUCUAUUACGCCGUACAGAAACCCAAUGCCAAGCUCACCACAACUGGCGUAAGGGUAUAUCUAUUCUUCCUCUGGAUAGAGAUUGUCUGGUUAUCACUUUGGGUUACAAAAUUGUUGUCCAAGGCAGUUCCCUGGUUGUUCAUAUUCCUUUGUGGGGUUGUGAGCUCAGGAACUCGAAAAUACGCCCAAGUCUUGAGAGCCGUCGAGAUGCCGCUUAGCUUGGUGGGUUGGGCAAUAACAUCGUUGGUUACAUUCACUGCCCUAACUGGAAACCGUAUCAAUAAUCGAAACCCUGAGGAUAACCCGCGCUGGAUUCUGGUGAUGACCAAUCUGUUGCUCCCCGCCCUGUUUGCAACCAUUCUCUUACUCGCCGAGAAGAUGAUAAUUCAGAUCAUCAGUAUACAUUACCACCGCCGUUCAUUCGACGCGAGAAUCAAGGAAUCGAAGCACACCAUCCAUCUUCUAGGCCUUCUUUACGACGCAUCGAGGACCUUGUUCCCUAUGUAUUGCCCCGAAUUCGCAGAGGAGGAUUAUGUUAUCAAUGCCACAAUCGAGUCCCUUCUUGGCAAAUCAAUUGGUCCCUCGGGCGCUGCUACCCCACUGAAGUUAAUCGGAGAUAUUGGACGCAUUGGAGAUAAGGUCACUUCUGUUUUUGGAAACAUUGCAUCUGAGAUCACUGGCAAGCAGGUCUUCAAUCCCACUUCCGCCCAUUCCAUCGUGAUCGAAGCUCUGGAGAAAACUAGGUCGUCUGAAGCCUUGGCAAAACGAUUAUGGAUGUCGUUUGUCGUCGAGGGCAAGGAAUCUUUAUCCUUGGACGAUAUCCGGGAGGUCCUUGGGCCAUCUCGGGCCGAUGAGGCAGAGGAGGUCUUUGCCUGUAUCGAUAGUGAUGGGAACGGUGAUAUCAGUCUCGAAGAGAUGAUUUUGAAAGUCGUGGAGAUCGGAAGGGAACGAAAGGCCAUUGCUACGAGCAUGCGAGAUAUUGGACAGGCCAUUGGUGUUCUUGACCAGAUCCUGGUUACCGUCCUCCUAGUUAUCACGAUAUUCAUAUUCGUCGCAUUUCAAAACACUAAUUUCGUCACAACGCUUGCCACAGCCGGGACAGCUAUUCUUUCCCUUUCGUUCGUCUUCGCUGCCACUACCCAGGAGUUCCUUGGAAGCUGUAUCUUCCUUUUUGUCAAACACCCCUUCGAUGUUGGCGACCGUGUUGACAUCACCGGACCGGAAAAGGAAUACCUGGUUGUCGAACAAAUAUCUCUCCUGUAUACAUUGUUCAAACGCAUUGACAACAUGAAGAUGGUGCAAGUUCCCAACAUUGUCCUCAACAAUCUGUGGAUCGAGAAUAUCACUCGUUCCAACGCAAUGAAGGAGCAACUUGACAUGGCCAUCUCCUUUGAUACAUCGCUUGAGGACCUCGCCCUUCUACGCAGCGAAAUGGAGGCUUUUGUGACACAUCCAGAUAACGCCCGUGACUUCCAACCUGAUCUGCUACUUGAGGCUACAGGAGUUGGAAACAUGGAUAAAUUGCAACUACAGAUCGAGAUCCGUCACAAAUCAAACUGGCAUAACGAAACGAUCCGUGCUGCUCGGCGCUCGAAAUUCAUGUGCGCGCUCGUCCUCGCUCUUCGCAAAAUACCUAUCAAUGGCCCAGGAGGCGGCGGCGACGCCCUUGGAGGCCCAAGUAAUCCGUCUUACAGCGUAGCGAUCAACGACGAUUGGGCAGCUCAAGCAAGAGAAAAAUCAAAAAAGGACAAGAAUGAGGCACGAUUCAUUCCCGUCCCUCCCAAGACCGACAGUGAUGAUGCCUUAGUUGGAGAGGCAAAGGCAGCUGAGGCCAUCAACUCUCGCAACCCAGUCGCUGAUGCGGCGCACCUUGAUGCUGGCUGGUCCAGUGGAAGGGGUGAUCCGACUGUCCAUCUUCCCCGAACCAGCGAGGAGCGGGAUCGCACCGGUGAAGUGGGAGGGCUCGACGGAGGUCUGGCGCACCGCAAAUCUUCCCGUGGGCGCCGAAAGGCCGGCGACACCAUCCCUCCUGCAGAAGUUCAAGGUCAACCAGCCCUCGGCGUGACGGCUGCUAGUCCAACAAGGUCAGGUUAUGGCGGACGAGGUGUCGUGGACGAGGAGGCGGAGUUGGGACUCCAUCAAACCAAUUCAACGGGACCAUUAUACUCGCGGGGGUAUGAUAGUUCGGAAUAUGUCCGACAGCAACAAAUUAACCGCCCCACAUACCUAACUUAUCCUCCCACUCAACAGUCGCAGCCGGAAGGUCAAGGAAUGCAACUACACCCACUUUCAAGCUCGCCGUCCGGUAGACAAGCUCCAACAGGCGGACAGCAGGGCCAAGGACGACAAAGGGACUUGACUCCAGGUGGUAGACCUGGUGGCGGUCCUGCACCUCCAGCGCAGUAA
Venustampulla echinocandica is the source of this 2727-nucleotide messenger RNA. RefSeq lists its product as uncharacterized. Gene Ontology annotation, biological process: intracellular calcium ion homeostasis; calcium ion transmembrane transport. The coding region runs from base 1 to 2727 and encodes 908 amino acids. Gene Ontology annotation, molecular function: calcium ion binding; calcium channel activity. Gene Ontology annotation, cellular component: membrane. The record is from RefSeq and is a predicted model, not a curated record. Lineage: Eukaryota; Fungi; Ascomycota; Leotiomycetes; Helotiales; Pleuroascaceae. The transcript is spliced from 2 exons.